Molecule: messenger RNA, 2258 nt
Organism: Jaminaea rosea
Lineage: Eukaryota; Fungi; Basidiomycota; Exobasidiomycetes; Microstromatales
Exons: 4
Coding region: 53-1909 (618 amino acids)
Biological process (GO): GPI anchor biosynthetic process
Cellular component (GO): endoplasmic reticulum membrane
Molecular function (GO): alpha-1,2-mannosyltransferase activity
Source: RefSeq, a predicted model, not a curated record
CUCCAACUUCACUUCAUCUUGGCGUCAAGCCAUCGAUGAGGGGCUGAGAAGGAUGCAACAAGGAGUCAGACUGCGCAAAACAACCCCGCACGACAGCAAAGAAGCAGGGGUCAGCAACACAGGUAGUAGACAUGAUGGCAUACAGCCAGAGAAACGGCGUCUCCGCUCUCCCUCUCCUCUUCCCCUCCUCCUCGCCUUUCACCUCUUCCUCGCCCUCGUAUCUCGCGGCUUCUUUCAACCUGACGAGUACUGGCAGUCAUUGGAGGUUGCGCAUCGCAUCGCUUACGGAUACGGCUACACGACGUGGGAGUGGAAAGCGCAGGGCGACACCGCGAGUGGGCUCCCACCGAGCAGGAUAUGGGAACAGCUGGCGCAAGGGCCGAUCAGGAGCGUGAUCCAUCCAGCAUUCUUUGUACCUGUGUAUUGGCUGCUUCAGCUUACAGGUCUGGAAGACACUUCUCUGCGGACAACGGCUCCACGCCUUCUCCAGGCAGUCCUCUCAGCACUCGCGUCCAACGAGCUCUUCCAUCUCGCUCGCGACCUGGGCGAUGAGCACAUAGCCUGUUCAACGCUGCUCAGCCUCCUGACAUCGCCCUACUACCUCUACACGGCAGCGAGGACUUUUGCCAACACCGCAGAGGCGUCAUUGACCGUCUUUGCACUACGCAGAGCGCUCAACAAUCCCGACAAGCCUGGAGCCACGACAACUUCGCUGGCCUUUGCUGCUGCUGCUUGCCUCAUCAGGCCAACAAAUGCGGUCCUUUGGGUCUUCGUCUACGGCUGCAUGUCGUGCGAGAUGAUCAGAAGAAGUCGAUAUGCUCAGCUGGCGAGUCUCUGGGGCAAGGCUCUCGUCAUUGGCCUCCUUGCGAUUGCUGUCUCAAUCAUCAUCGACUCGACUUUCCACGGCCGGUUCUCCUUGCCCAUGAUCCCCUUUCUCCUCACAAACGUCUACCACUCGCUUUCACUCUUCUAUGGCUCGCAUCCUUGGCACUGGUACUUUACGCAAGGUCUGCCUGUCGUUGGCAUGAUGGCGCUUCCCUUCGCGGGAAUGGGCGUCUUGCAAUGGUCGAGGAAAGGGGCGACGUUCCCGCAGCGGAUGGUCGUAGGGACAGUGAUUUGGACGGUGGCGGCCUUUUCGCUGCUGGGACACAAGGAGUGGAGAUUUUUGCAGCCAGUGGUGCCGCUACUACAUCUUCUAGCGGGCGUGGGGUUGGCGUCAUCACGUAGCAACACGCCGUUGUCUUCCUCCUGGUCCGCUUCCUCCCACAUCUGGCACUCCACCACGCCGCGACGUCGGCUGCUCCUCCUCUCUACUCUCCCCCUGGCCAUCUACCUCCUCUUGUUUCACUGCAUAGCGCAAGGCUCUAUAGUUCCCUCCUACCUGCGCCAAGAACACGCCCAGGGCAGAUUGCAGAGCGUGGGCUUCUUGAUGCCCUGCCACUCUACACCAUGGCAAAGCCACUUGCAUCUGCGCGAGAUGGACAAAGAUGAUCGCAUGUGGUUCGUCAGCUGCGAUCCGCCCAGAGCGGGCGAGGACGUGGAGGGGUACAUGGACGAGAGUGACUUCUUUUACGAAGAUCCGGUGAGGUGGUUGCGCAUUUACCUGCCGGGCGAGGCCAGCAUCGAUUCGGCGGGAUCCACAGCAACCAGGUGGGAUCGCGACGUCCAUCCUGCCCUUUGGCAGUCUCCCAUCCACGCUCAAGUUCCCGCCCAUCACUGGCCUUCACACAUCGCCCUCUUCGACGCCCUCCUUCAGCAUCCCAAGUACGGUAGAGAGGUGCAGAUCCUCCUAGCACGGAAGGGUUAUGUAGAGAGAACGCGACUGUGGAAUAGUCUCGUCCACGAUGACGAGCGUAGAAGGGGAUAUAUUGUUGUAUUGAGGCACGAGAGCGUGGGACGAGGCGACUAGGCGUCCUCUUCGUCGUUGUCUUCUUCGUCGUCAUCAUCGUCGUCCUUGGCCUUGAAUGCUAUGCUCUCCGUACCCGGCGCGGCUCUCAUCCUCUUCUCUCCCGCAGCAAUCUUCUCGCCAUUCGUCGUGGCGCUCGCACCCUGAUCGCUUCUCUUGCGCUUUUCGCCAGGCGUCGCUGCCCCGCUGCUAUUGCCAGUCGCUGCGCUCUUGGCUGCUUUUGCCCUCUCCCUAGCUGCCUUCUUCUUCUCCCUCUUGCCCCGAUUCUUGCCCGUCUUGGCCUCGUCCCUGGCCUGCAACUCAGCUUGUUCAAUCAAGAAGCGCGACUCCUCCUUGUCUCUAACAUCCUUCU